Messenger RNA from Dunckerocampus dactyliophorus (ringed pipefish), 15426 nucleotides. It is a transcript of the gene vwc2l, whose product is annotated as von Willebrand factor C domain containing 2 like. Bases 768 to 1427 code for a protein of 219 amino acids. Gene Ontology annotation, biological process: negative regulation of BMP signaling pathway. Lineage: Eukaryota; Metazoa; Chordata; Actinopteri; Syngnathiformes; Syngnathidae. Gene Ontology annotation, molecular function: protein binding. Gene Ontology annotation, cellular component: AMPA glutamate receptor complex. The record is from RefSeq and is a predicted model, not a curated record. The transcript is spliced from 4 exons.
AGCUGCUCCUGCAGGGAUCUCUGUGAUUACUGACCGUGUACCUUGCACGGCGUGACUUUAACCCAUGCACCACCAGAAAGAGGUACUGGGUGGGUUGUGGGUUGUCGUGUGUGCAGGGGAUGACGCAGCCGGGUGGGGGCGCUUUGCUCUCCUCUCUUCUUUUCACCACAACGCAGCACUCAGUCGCUUUCCAGGGUGCUGAAAGUCGGAGGGUCUCCCUGCUCAGUCUGGCUCUGAUCACAAUGUAGGCUUCAUUUUACGCUCUUCCACACGCACCCUCUGUGGGGGUUGUUCUCUUCUGGCUGCUGGAUGGACGCACAAGAGUGUUUUUUUUUUCUUCCCCCAGAUACUCGUCUGCAUGACUGGAAAUGAAUGAAUGCAUGUUCAGGGACUCUAAUGACUGUUUGGAGGUGAUGUGAUCUCUAAGAGGUGAGUCAGCUAAGGGGGAAUUUGACGCAGAGGUACUUUAACGUGGACGUCAUGUAAACAUGGAGCCACAGCAGCUAAAGCGUGGUGUUGACGUACUGUAAGACGGAAAGGAUUAUAGUUCUUUUUUUCUUGGAGGCUGCAGAAGUUUUCCAAAAGGCAGAUCGACCACUGCAUAUAACUGGAUUCCUAAAGUAAGAGCAACGCUGCCAAUUCCUCCAUGAGACGAUGACGAAGGGGAUAUUGGCUCAUAGGACGGAUACGGACUUUACACCGGUGGUCUAGGGAUGACAUCCCCAUAAACCCGUUGAAUGUGGAUGUUUGCCCCGUGUUGGUGAAGGAUGGGCCCUGUCCUCUCGGCCGCCUUCAUCUUUCUGUUGGCCCUCGGCCCCACCGCCUCGAUCGCGAACCCCGAGGAUUACACUGCAGAUGAGGCGGAGCGGACGGCCAGUGAAAGCCUAGUGUUUGAUGACUACCGGGGGAAGGGAUGCGUGGAUGACAGUGGAUUCGUCUACAAGCUUGGGGAGCGCUUCUACCCGGGUCACUCCAACUGUCCGUGCGUGUGUACGGAGGACGGGCCGGUGUGUGACCAGCCCGAGUGUCCCAAACUACACCCCAAGUGCACCAAAGUGGAGCACAAUGGCUGCUGCCCCGAGUGCAAGGAAGUCAAAAACUUUUGCGAGUACCGAGGGAAAACAUACAAAAUCCUGGAGGAGUUUAAGCCGUCACCUUGCGAAUGGUGCCGCUGCGAACCAAAUAACGAGGUGCACUGUGUGGUGUCCGACUGCGCCGUCCCAGAGUGCGUCAACCCAGUGUAUGAGCCGGAGCAAUGCUGCCCCAUCUGUAAAAAUGGUCCAAACUGCUUCGCUGGAUCGACGAUCAUCCCAGCCGGGAUUGAGGUAAAAGUGGACGACUGCACCAUCUGCCGCUGCCAUAACGGAGAUUGGUGGAAGCCGGCUCAGUGCUUGCGGCGCGAGUGCCUGAAUGGCCAGUCGUCAUAGAGACACUCUAGUGGGGAUGGUGGAUCAGCUCAGGCGAGGCCCUGCCUACCUACUACUGUUUUAUAUGACUGACAGGGCAGGAGCACAAUUCCAGAACAAUAUGAUGACAAUGUCACAAACCUUCAGAUGGGUUUGCCAUGGAGAUGAUGAUGAAACUGAUCUCCAGUUUAUUUCCAUCAUUUUCCCCGCAUAUUUUCAGAAAUUGCUGCUGUCACACACAAAAAAAAAAGUGAACUCUUUCCUCACCACGGGCAAUGAAUGAAUCAUAUUGAUCAGUUCCUUUCGGUUUCAACCAAGGGACGGACGGAGAAAAGACAUGCAAGCACACUUGCAUGUGUUGCUUUUUCUUACCUGACGCUCAGUUAAAGUGGUCACCAAUUCACUGUCAGAGCUUGUUUACAAGAUGCACAUCACAUGGAUAUGUUUGUCUUUUGAAAAUAUGGCGUUGAUUCACCAACACUUGUUACUGUCAGUUAAGCGGAUCGCAAGGAAACCACGGAAAAGCUAUUUGAUUAAUUCCACCUGCAACAUUACAACCUGCUUGUGUUCAACUAGUUCAAUAAACGUGUUCGUGGUAGUUCUGGGCAACACUGCCAAAAUCCAUUAAAAGAUCUUAAAAGUCAGUUUUUUUCCCCCGCUUCCCCCUGUAAGAGUCAAUCACAUGAAUGGUUUUGGCUAAGAUUUGACACCGGAUGCCCUUCUUGACACAACCCUGACCAGGAAUCAAUCAGAUGCUACUAGGGAUUUAAAAUGCCUUAACAGCAGUGGUUCUCCAUUUUUUUUGUCAUGCCCCCUCCCGGGGUCGGAAUUGAAAUACUAUUGAGAACGUGAUAUUUAGUAUCUGUACAGACCACCGUAUGAGUUGCUGGCACCAGAAAUCUGCAUAUAAUCACCUGAUUAUCCAUCCAUUUUCUUCCGCUUUCCCGGGUCUCGGUCAUAGGCGCAGCAGUCUCGGUAGGGAAGCCCAGAAUUUCCGAUCUCCGGCCACCACUUCCAGCUGAACCAGGCCAGGUUUGAGACAUAAUCCCUCCAGCAUGUCCUAGGUCUGCCCCGGGGCCUUCUCCUGGCUGGACAUGCCUGGAACACCUCACCAGGGAGGCGUCCAAGGAGGCAUCCGGACUAGAUGAUCAAGCCACCUCAACUGGCUCCUCUCGAUGUGAAGGAGUAGCGGCUCUACUCUGAGGUCCUCCUGGAUGAUUUAGCUCCUCACCCUCUCUCUUUAGGGUCUGCGAUCUUGUUCUUUCGGCCACGACCCAAAGCUCAUGGCCAUAGGUGAGCGUAAACCGAGUGCUUUGCCUUCCCGCUUAGUUCUCUCUUCACCAUGACAGUCUGGUACAGCGACCGCAUUACCGCAAACGCUGCGCCAAUCCGGCUGUCCAUCACUCCAGCCUUCCCUCACUCGUGAACAAGACCGCAAGAGAAUUGAACUCAUCCACAUUGGGCAAAACCUCACACCCAACCCGAAGGGUGCAAUCCACCCUUUUCCGGCCGAGAAUCAUGGCCUCAGAUUUGAAGGUGCUGCUUAUUAAAAAAAAUGAGCUGAGAUAAUAUCUGCUUUUCCCCAACAAUUUCCAAGUUAAGUUCACUCACCGCCCCUGACAUUUCACCACACUUCCCCCAGCACUUGAAAAGCACUGCCUGACAGUAUAGGCCAUUAUUUCUGUCUGACUGUCAUGGAUGUUUUGUUUUUUUUCUUCAAGGUUCAUAUCCUCCAAAUAUCACCACAAACUAUGUGUUUGCACUUGCAAACAAAGUAAAACGCGUGCCAGGAGCAGCCUGCUUCCAUUUCCCUUAAUCAAGCAGUAUUCAGUGAUAAAUCCUCCAGCUGGGUGCUUGGCACUGCUGCAGCUUGCAUGCUGGGAACUCUGAACAAGAAGUAGCAGACAAAAGAGGGACGCUGCAAAUGCUUUUAAGCAGAAUUAACAUGCAUAUUGUCAUCUUGAGCAAGCACUCGCGCUCCAUUCCUCCUCAGUGUUUCAGGCGCAGAGUAGUCAGCCUGCGCCGCUAAUGCCUUUACUUCCAAAUUGCGAAAAACUCUUACCCCAUUACGUUUUAAUAGCUCUAAUGUGGAGUGUUGUAGAUGGGCGCUGACAAUAUUGUCUUAAUACAGUACUGUGCAAAAGCUAUUAGCAUCUUUGUUUUAGCAAGGCUGUAAUGACCACAUGUAACUAAAAUGUUACCCAGUAUAGAACAGACCUCCACCAAGGCUUGCUUAUUGACAAAAAAAUGGGGAAAGAAAAUGUACCGCCUCAUAUUUGCGUCCAUUUUAUAGUUACCAGGCUAGUUCCUGGUUCAUGGACAAUGACAGAUGAGCAGUUUGCAGCAGCUUUAUCCAAAUCCUCACCACAAUUGAAUAUGUUCUUCCUGGUAUAGCGGUACCUCGGUUCUUGAUAGGAUUGGGUUUUAGGCGGAAAUUAUUCCCAAUUGUUCGCACACUGUCUCGUGCGCCUAACAAACUAAUCUAUUUACCCACAUAUAAUUGUAAAUCAAGUGCACCCAUGCCUUGGUGACCCAGUCUCUGAGAAUAGAUGGUUCUUUUCGAAUUGGGACAUUAUAGACAGAUUACCGGGGAUCCUGUGUGGGUGGUUUAUUUGUUCUUUGAACACACACAACAGCUGUGUGUGUAUGGAGGGAUGUAUGUCCUUUCUUCCUCCUAUGAAGCACUGUGUUAAUAUUUUUGGGUGUCUGGAACAGAUGAGGGCCGCACGGUGGUCUAGUGGUUAGCACGUUGGCCAACACAGUAACAGCUUGGAGAUCGGGAAGACCUGGGUUUGAUUCUCCCCUGGGCAUUUCUGUGUGGAGUUUGCAUGUUCUCCCCGUUUGCGCGUGGGUUCUCUCUGGGUACUCCGGGUUUCUCCCACAUUCCAAAAACAUGCAGGUGAGGUUAAUUGGCGACUCCAAAUUGUCCAUAGGUAUGAAUGUGAGUGUGAAUGGUUGUUUGUCUAUAUGUGCCCUGCGAUUGGCUGGCGACCAGUCCAGGGUGUACCCCGCCUGUCGCCCGAAGUCAGCUGGGAUAGGCUCCAGCAUGCCCCCGUGACCCUAAUGAGGAAGACGCGGUAUAGAAAAUGGAUGGAUGGAUGGAACAGAUGAAUUGGAUUUGCAUUAUUUGUAAUGGCAAAAAUGUAUCCGGUUUUCAUAUGUUUCGGUUUCUGUCCGGACUUUUGGAAUGAAUGAAUGAUAAAAACAGAGGUUCCACUGUAUUUGGUUUUAUAUUUUUGGCAAAAUCCAGGAAUUUACUGUUUUACUUAACUAAACUGCAAAGUUAGUGGUGGACUAAGACUAAAAAUGAUAAAUACCCACCAUUAAUCCAGUAGCGUCGUAUCAUCUAUCAGGCCAGUUUUUUUCCUAUUUCCCUAUAAUCCCUUCCUGUUAACCUUUUAGGGCCUGUUCAUGGCUGCUGAUGGAUCGUCUGCCUAAUAGCAGCAUCUGCCACCCUGUAAUGAGCUAGAAGUGAGCAUUAGAUAGAGUCCCAUGACUUAGGAGGGGUUCGCAGUCGCCUGCACACACACUGCUCAAGCUGCAUCAGUUGAUGGUGGGGGGAAAAAAAUGGUGAGGUUCAAUCUUGGGCAAAAAAACUGAGCUACGUUCAUAUCCAUUAUUAAACAGUGGUGAUUUACUGUCUUUCCAUGUAAAAAGACAGAGCCCAUCAAUCUGGCUAGAGGUCUGCAGACAUCUUUGGUUUAUCAAUCACAACCAUAGUGCUCCAGACAUUUCAGGACCAAUAAACCGUUAUUUAUCUUCAUUACCCAUAAGCAACCUUAUUAGAAUUCAGUCCACAUACAUGUGCUAAUACAAUUUGGAAUUUGUCUACCAGGUUGCAAGAGAAAGACUGGACUGUGCGUGCAAGAUGAAAAGAAAAGGCUCAGAGGCAUCGCUCUCACCACUGAUGGCUUUGAGCUGUAAAAAGGAAAAUUCACAAAAAGGAUUCUCUGCGGUUUCAUGCAACAACACAGAAGGCUUCAACGUUAAUAACCAUCCAUGUUCUACCGCUUAUCCUGUUCAGGGUUACGGCAUAACUUAGACUGAUGGACCUGAUGUAAAAAAAAUAUACUGCUUCUUUCAUCAAAAUGCGCCACCUAAUGUAGUGUGCUGAGUUACGUACAUAGACAACAAAACGGAAUCCCUGUGACUGAGAUUCUAGUGUCUGUAUGACCAAAUACGCACAACAAAUUCUCAAGAUCAACGACCAGUGUUGGAUGGCAUGUGUAACCGGACUUGUCCGCUACUGUGGUCAAACCACAGUCUGCCGAAAGAGAUUCAAGAGCACUAGGCAUUAAGCUAAAAGGCAAACUGUCAACUCGACAUCUAGCACGACUCUCAAGGCAUCAGGGAGUGAGGUUUAGUCACAUAGACAUCCCUACUGUCGUCCAUUACGCUCACUCACUUAAACCUCACUCCCAACCAGGUCACAGCACCAGCGUAACCCAACUGGGCCGCCCCACAGUCCGCAGACUGAGAGUUGAGUAGCGCUAGCCAAUGAGCUAAAAGCCAGAGCUGUCAACUCGAUGGGGAGUUAGGUUUACUCGCGCAGCCAUCCCUGCUAGCAUCCGUUACACUCACCCCCCCAAAACCUCACUCCCAUCCAGGUCACGGCACCAAUGUAACAUGACCCCGUAGUCCACAUAUUGUGAGUUGAACAGCGCUAGCCGAUGAGCUAAAAGCCUCAGCUGUCAACUCGAUGUCCAGCACAUCUUAAAAGGACAACUGCACUUUUGGAAUUUUACCCAUCAUCCACAAGCCUUAUGUGAGACAUGAACACACGUCUUUCUCUUCUCUGUGUGUUCCAGAGAUAUAAAAACAGAAAAAGAGACAGCACAUUACUGUAUGUAAUGGCAGCCGCCUACAAAGACGGCUAUUAAAACACCUCCAACAAGGUUUUAUAUACAGUACAUGCAGUAACAGGUACAUUCAUGAUAACAUGUAAGACUUAAGUAUUUUGCCGUAUUUUGGGCCUUUUAAGCAUUACCGGAACCUCCUUCUGUGAGCAUUGAUUUCACAUAGCAACACAGAAAAAAACACCUACACCUAGUGUUAACUUUUCCAAACUCAAAAACACUGCAGCCCCUACAGUAUAUGUAGCGUUACCUUUUGGUGGUGGCCCGAGUCACUGUCAGCGUGGCGCUGACGUGCUUCGGGCGAGUGUGUGCUGAACUAGUCGCUAGCCGGCGAGCAAUGUUGCUGUAGCUUGAUUAAAAUGCACGUCACAUGAUAUGUAAAUGGAGUGGUGGCGCUUUUUGGAGGGUUUUUUUUUUUUUUUUUUUUAGAAGGUUUUACAGGCAGAGUAAGUGUUUCCAAUUGCAUCCUUGGCUGUGUCUUUUUAGCAGUUUUUAUAUCUUUACAACACACAGAAAAGAGAAAGACGUGUGUCCAGGUCUCACGUAAGGAUUGUGGAUGAAGGGCAAAAAUCCCAAAAAACUGCACUUUUCCUUUAAGGGACCGGAGAGUCACUUAGUCAUCCAUUAUAUGUGCAAAAGACUGAGCUCAUGAGAAGAGGGUAGAAAGUGCAAAUAACGUCAUGUGGAGGCAGGAUUCAUAUUCAAUUCAUCAAUUCAUGCUCAAAACAUGUUUUAUUUUUUUAAUCAUUCACGAAGACUAAUUGGUAUGUUUUGCAGGAGUCAGGACAGCCCAGAAUCACAAGUUUUUUUUUUUUUCCUAUGUGAAUGUCAUUUGAUAACUUCUCAAUUACAACCACAAGCUUGUUUGUGAAAUAGGAUGCUUAGGAAAUAAUCCGUUUCAUGAUGUUUCCAUCGACAAAACUGUAUAAAGUGUGCCUGAAAAUGAGAAGAGUACUAUAUAGGAUAGGAAGACAAACACUGUUAAUAUACAAUCAGUUUUAUCCACUCUGGGGGGCACUAAGGGUUAUUUUGGUCUUUGUAUUUUGAAGUCCAUUGUGGGACAUGGGGGAAAUGUAUAAUAGACUACCGUAAGAGCAUGCAUGAUUGUAUGUGAACACAUGCUCGCACGGGUUCACCCAAAGUUUAUACAAGAAAUAUGCGGUACAAGUUAAAAACAACCCUUGGUGCUCCACACGUUGUUUCGAUGUAAAUAACUUUUCAAUGUACCGUAUGUGUAUUCUGCAAUGGACGUGGAACAAAGAUGUAUUAUUCAUCAUGACACAAAACUAUUUUGUUAAAUAGACAUGAAAUGAAGUGUUAUUCAACAAGACUUUCUGUCCCUUGUGAUUACUCUGGAAGGUAAUAUUUCAUAUCAAAACACGUUGAAAACCAUAAAUGGCAAUUUUCCCUUUGAGAAUGUGUGAGAAUGCUCAUGCCAGGAUAAAAUGCCUGCAGAAGAAUAGAUGUUUGGGUUGAAAAGUAAGUUCUGAAUAAAACUGAGUUAGAUGAUUAAAAGGCAGUGAUUCCCAACCACUAUGCCUUGAGAGAUUGGCUGUGCUGCGGAAAAUUGUCCAAAUUUACUUAAUUGGUUCACAAAAUGAUUACUUGCUACAAAUGUAUCUUUGUUCUGAUACCAAUACCAUCCACGUAUAGUGACAGAACACUCGGAAGGUUCGUACACAAUAAAAACAUAAAAUGCUUCUGUUUUUGCUCCCAUUUUUCAUGAGCUGACCUCAAAUCUAAAGCUUUCUCUCAAAUAUUCACAAAUCUAUCAAAAUAUGCCAAGAUAUAACAUGCUAAUUUGACAGCAUGAUUAUUGAAGAGGUGUGUCUUUGGCUGGCCACUAUAAAAGGCCACUCCAAAAGGUGUACUUUUAUUACACAGCACUAUGUCAAAGAUGUUGCAAGUGUAGAGGGAGGCAGGCUGACUGCAGGAAUGUCCACCAGAUUUGCUGAAUGUUCGUUUCUCUACUACAGUGGUCACCAAUCUUUUUAAGCCAGAGAUCCUUGGUCUGGGCUUGAUGGCUUGGGGGGAGCUAGCCAGUGCAUUACAACUGCCUUAAGGAUCGGUCGUCAGCACCUCCGGGUUUCAGGGACUAGGCUCUGAGGCUGACCGGGUACGGGUGUGUUCCGAGAUCAAAAUGCAUGCCUGUUGGUCACUGUCCGAGCGGGGAGGGCACUGGUGUGAUAAUGCAUUAAUUUUGUCUAAUAUUUUUCGGGAUCAACAGGAAAAGACUUUGGCGAUCCCUGCUCUACCAUAAACCAUCCCCAAAGGCAUUCCAAGGAAUUUGGCAGCAUAGUAAUCCCUCGUUAUCACGGUUUAUCGGUCCUUGAUCAGACUGUGAUAAGUGAAUUUCCGCAAAGUACAACUAAAUAUUAGUAAAUUGAAUAUUUUUGUAGUUAAGCACAGAGAAAACCUGUUUGACUAAAUACAUUCAUAACAGAGUCCUGUAGACAUGAACUAACACCCUAGAGUGACUUGUACACUCCAUUAUUCUGUUUAAACCACAUUGCACUGGCUACGGGCUCACUGCAGGUACAAAAUAUGGCUGCUGCUAGCAUAGCAAACUAACGAGCUAACUACUUAGCCACUCCAAUGUAAUUAUUCCAAACUUAAGAAACUUUCACAGAAGGGAAGAAAGACAAUGAAGACAAAAACUGACCACUUCCACACAGAAUAAGAGAACCUUUUUUCCCCACUUGAUUUCAGCUAUGGUAUGUCGGUCUCAGCUAUGAAAUGUUGGCUCGGCUGUGCUGGCUCAGUAGCCAGUCUCCAUGCAGUGUGAAAGGUCAUGUAAUCCAACAUCAUGUCUCAGAACAUUACUGAUGCCUGGUGACCAGAAUACUACAUGACUUGUCUUAUAUUUUACUAAUAGGCCAUAGUCAACCACAAAACUGCAAUAUAGCAAGGGACGAGUGUACAUCCAACUGGCCUCACACCGCAGGCCAUGUGUAACCACGCCAGCCUCGGACCUCUGCAUCCACCGUCUUCAUCUGCAAUAGUCCGAGACCAGCCACCCACACAGCUGCUGCAGAGAUCGAAGCUCAGUAAAACUGCAUUUUGGAGUGGCCUUGCAUUGUGGCCAGCCUAAGGCACACCUGUGCAAUAAUCCGGCUGUCUUAUCAGCAUCUUGACAUGCCACACCUGUAAGAUGGAUGGAUUUAGACAGUUGUGUGAAGAAAGACAAGUACGCCUUUUGUGUACAUAGAAAUACAACACUGAGUUCAGCUCAUGAAAGACGGGAGCAAAGAGAGUUCAUGUGUUCGGUGUAACUGACAUUUUUCCAAUGUAAAAUAUGUGCCUUGGCUGAAUAAAGGUUGGGAAACGCUGACUUCAGGCCAAUGUGCUCUUUAAGUGUUUGCUAUGAUCUUUGCAGCGAUGCAAUGGCAUUAAUGCGGCUUCAUUGCAUCAAUAGUGUUAAUGUGAACGCUCAUUUCUGAGCAAAUACAUAAAUCAGAAAAACAGCGGCAGCAUUCAUGUCACAUUUCAGUGUUCCACAUUAAUUAAAAGUAUAUUUUGACAGGCUGCAAGAGGAAAGUACAAUAUGUAAGAUAACCGUGCUCUGAGAGUUCAAGGGCAUCACUUGAGGUUUCAUUACAAACACUUCCUUGCUUCUUAUCAUUGCACGCUCUCCUGCAGCACAGCCUGGACAAGGAAAGCAAUUUUUGCAGCACAAAGCAAUCAAUAGUAGUUAAGAGCAUCCUAAUAACACAAGGCAUCUUAAAACAUUCAUGCCCGCAGCCAUGUGCUGUUGAAUAGAACAUACACAACAUAAUUAUAUUCUCUCUCUCUCUCUCUCUCACACACACACCCUGUUGACAUAAACAAUUCUUUAUUUUCCUCACAUUCAGCAAGAGUUAUACAUAUAUUUUCAAGGUAUAUAUAUAUAUAUUCAAGGUGAAACAAAUCUUAUCAAUUCCGUCUCAUUACUGGCUGCACAGUCAGGAGAUCGAGGGUUCAGAUAUCCAUUUGGGCAUCUAUUUCUGUGUGGACCAGAAUCUGCUUCAUUUUCUGGAAUAUUUCCCUGCUGUUCAAAUGCAGAUGUUGACAGGUAUGCCUAUCCGGCUAAUUUCAGGGGUUUUUACUAUUACAUCGGAGCCCAGUGGGGCACUACAGUUUCUUUUAAUAAAAAUACGCAUGUCGUACAGAGUAAAUCUGCAUUCUUCGCCUCUUGGCCGAAACGCUGAUUCGGCAGCUUCAUUCCCCAACCAAACCUAAUCUGUUGCCAUUCGUCAGGAGUCGAGGGUCGGCAGACCCAGCAAGUUGCCAUACAUGGACUUCCUGAAGUUGUGAGAAAUUCAAAAUAUCUAGUGAAAAUCUCGGGAAAUUCUCAUACCAGAUUGUUCACAAGAUUAAAGAGUGGCUUAAAAACACGCUAGCCUCAUAAUAUAGCACGUCCAUACGAAGUACAACAAGAGUACAACAUUUUAGAUGUACAGGUAUACUGUACAUACAUCUCAAUAGUAGACCUUGCAUCCACUGGACAAGUGUGCACAUCUGUACAAAAGCACAACCCACAUUCUUUAAUAUGUGUUUCAUGAUAAACAUUUAUCAUAUCAGGAUACCAACAUAAUUAGUACAAAUUUAAAAAGUAUUUGAUGAUAAAACUGCAAUUGGCUGGCGACCAGGUCAGCGUGUACCCCGCCUCUCACCCGAAGUCAGCUGAGCUAGGCUUCAGCAUACCCACAACCUUUGUGAGGAUAAAGCGGCAUAGAAAAUGAAUGGAUGGAUGGAUUGAUAACAAAAAAAAACUAUCCUGAUUGAAGGUCUGGCACAGGUAGAAGCUGGAAGGCUGCGAUACAGUCGAUGAUCCAUGUGGAGGGAGCGGACCACACUUUGCCCCUUCGCACCACAGAAGGCUUGUAAUGACUCUGGGGGUCAAAGAUAAUGUACUGGGUACAGAAGGCCUGGUCCGAGCCUGGCAGAGCGUGGUAGGCAGCCGCACUGAGGGUUUGAGUCACGUCGCUGUCGGGUUUGGGCUGCCGGCUCAAAAGCUGACCGCCUCCCUCGCGGAGCAGCUUGGCCAGCUCAUCCUUCCUGGGUGACUUAAAGGCACCCAAGAGGAAGAAGUAACACCCAUCGAAGAGUGGCGGGAGCUUUAAGAUGACGAGAUAGAAGAAAUCCCUUCAUUUGUGGGAACACUAUCGUGGGAAUUUUGACAUGUUCUCGUUUAGCCAUUAUUUCACUAUAUUACGUACUUAUUUUUGUAACAUGCAUAUGCAUUAGGUGUGGCGUGGAAAGGGUUACGGUUUUGUUUCUAAGCAAUUAAGACUCAUGCAGGACGUCAAUGCUUAUCUUUCCUAAACACAAUGUGUGCGUGUAUGUGUGUGUGUGUAUAUGUGGGCCUGCUUUACCAAGCUGCAUCUGUUGAUGCGACUGCGCUGCGGGCCUUCUCCUGCUUCGUGCUCAUUUUCUGGCAUCCGCUUGCCCGCCUGCAGACAUGCCUCCACCCCUGGCAUCAAGGAGAAAUCAAAGCUACAACUAAUUACAGUGACUUGAAAGUGUGUGACAGGGCUACAGAAAAUGCGGGGACGACAACGCUAAUGUUGUUUAUGAGACGGAAAACGGCAAGUAUUGGCAAACGGCAUUUAGUUGACAGAUAUGUGCCCGCAGCUUGAUCAAGUUAAUGAUGCGGCCCUUGUUUCAAGUGUCUCACGCUUCCGCAGAUUUUGAGCAUUGUCUUUUUCUGUCUCUUGAGAGUCAAAUUAGUACUGUGUGACAGCCACCGUCGUGUUUUUCAGGCCACAAAUCCUUUAUCAUAAAACAAAAGAGGAGACAUCUGGAAACACCAAGUUAAGAGGGAAAAAAAAACCAAUAUAUUCUAAUGAACGGUCACUGUCACAAAAGUCUUUGUGGAUAGAGCACUGCCAGGGGAAAAUCUGCUGCGAGCUCCAAAAUAGAUGAGACUUUUGAGACUAGUGAGGAGGUACAAUUUAAUAAACCUUGCAUGCAAGGAGACAAAUCAACACAACCUGAAAAUGUGACCUCUAUACAGAUGUCUGACUAUUCAUGCUGAAAUGUUAAUAUUGGAAACAACAUAUGCUAGGGGAGGGGUGAUCUCCCUCUCCUGUGAGGGACAGACACAUUGAAGGUCAGACUCGCAUGCCCAGGCACACAAGCCUAUUUGAAUCAGGUGAUAAGCAUAUGGAGGACUUGUUUUGGAGACAAGAGGCCUCUAGCUAUGAUUAUCCGCUCAAGGCUAGUCAGCGUGACAUUAAUGUGUACUAAUGUUAAUCAAAUCUAACGGACUAAUGGACACAAGACAUUUUGUAAGUGCAAUAAAUAUUUUCCCCAACAAGCACAGUACUCAAUCACUGCACUAUUUCUGAAUUUGGGAUUUCACUUUACAAUUUAUCACAAUAAUACCAGAAGGGAAAUAGGCUUUAUACUCCGCUGUGUUUUGUUGCACACCACAAACAUGAAUGCCUGCAUGCAGGCCAGGAGAAAUGUCAGCGUGACGUGUCGCGGAGGUAGUGACGGCACCUCGGAGCGGAGUUUGAGGGAGCUCUGUGCAAACGAACAACGUAUUUCUGUCUGCAGCUGUAUUUAUUCAAACCUCACAACCAGGUACAACACAUUACAACCACAUCUAAAUGGUAGGGCUGACAAACGAUUAACAUUUUUAAUCAAAAUAAUCAGUUUUCAAAUUAAUGAAUGACAAUCACCAUUUGCAACCGUGUGUGAAAUGUUCCCUUUUUUAAUGUAUUUUAUGAACAAAAGGAUGAAAUUACAGUAUAUAUAUAUUUGUAUGUAUUAACAGCUCCAAAUGAACUGAAAAUUUAAGUCACGCUAAAAGAUAGCACACAUGUCUGAAAAUUUAAAACACUAGUCUCUUUAAUAGUAAGAGAACAUUUUAAUCACACUUUAACAGUGUUGUGAGUCACGAGGGGUUGCAUUCAAAGACACCAUGUAAUGUUUUAAGCUGAAUGCACUGUUUUGAGUGUAGAUGUAUUUUCUGGGAUUUCCACGCAUAUUUAAAUGCAGCAAACUGUACUUCCUUAGUAAGAGUUACACUCGGGAGUGAUAAGAAUAUCCACUUAAUGUUUUUCUUUGGUCUGUCCGUUUUUAGACCAAACAUGCAUGCAUAAUAAUGUUGUGUGAUGUUCGGAGUGUCCCUGAAUGCACCUCGCUGUAGUUGAGCGACAAUGAGGAAGUGUCAUUCCGAGGAGGACUAGGGAUGUGUUUUUGAGUUGAAGAUACAUAUGGUAUAUAUCAGGUCAGAAUAAAGUUAUAAAAGCGCGUCAAACUCUGUGGGGACGCUAUUGCACCCCUGUCUGUCGUCAAAAUAGAUUUCAUGAAAAAAAAAAUCACUUACCGCCGUUAACACACUAUUUUUGACAGCCCUAAUAAAUAAUGAACUCACUCUAAGAGUCCAAUAGGAUUGGAUUACCUCAACCAUUUCCAUUGCUGCUAUAUAGACCAGCCACUGUUCUGCUGAAUAACUGUACUGUAAUGUUGGUGUUGUAUUUAUUGUUUUGGUUUUUAAUUUUGUAUUUAUUGUUGGUCUGUGUGAUACCGCUGGCUUUAGAACAAAUUGCCCCUUGAGAAUAAUAAAAGUUUACCUUGAGCUCAUCUCCAAAGCACAUAUCACAUCACACAGAGCAGAAGAAGAAGUGCAUGGCUCACGCACUUGCAUGCUCCUUUUGACCACUGCUUUUAUUUACAGUGAUCCUGACAAGAGACUUGAGCAGACAGGAGACACACAGAGGUUAAUUGCGCCUGAUGAUUCCACCAAGCGCUACAGAGCUAUUAGCAUAUUAACUAAUUAUUGUUAUCAGGAUUGAAUGUAUAAACACAAACCACAAUCAUUGCCUCUGUCGGUGAACACAGUGAACGGUAAGACAAUAAGCAAAUAAUGGAAGCAUGAUCACAGCAUGCCUGGAGUAAAGGAUUUAAGGAUUAUGACUGUGUGCAAUAGUUAUUUUUUGAUUAAACAAUAGCGUAAAAUUAACAAAAAUUAAUGAAUAUUUCUACUGGUGUAGAAUUGUGAGGAUAUGUGAUUUUUUUUAUUUUGUAAAAAAAUCUUUAAACAAGUUGGUAUUUAAAGACAAAGCUUGGUGUUAUUAAUAUCAACAUUACAGCUUUUUCUCAUUACAUUAUGCCUUUUUCUCUAUUGUCCCCAUUUUCUUAAAUUUUAUUUCUCCAAUGGGCCGUGGACCACUAGGCCGCACUCCUGCUUUUAUAGCUCUUAGUCAGGGUUAAGCAUGUGAUGUGACCACAACUCUCGUUGACUAUUUACCUUGUUAACUUCCUUUGUAUCGACCAAACAAUGGUAAUUAAAGAGAGAGGGGAGAGGUAUUGCAGAUGGAACUAACCCAUGUGCUACAACUGUCAUUUUUAUUGCAAAUGUUGUCGUUGAGAAUUGAGGCCCGCUCUUGAUUUUGUUUUUUGGCGGUUUGAAAAAAAUUGCGUCCACACUGUGCUAGUUUAGUAAAUAGUUGCAUCCAGAUGGGAACGGAUCACUGAGUGAAGAAGCAACCACGUGACACAACAAACCAUAGAAGAAGAAAGAAUGCAUGCGUAUAAGCACGUCGUAUGCCGCUUUCCAAGGCUCAUCUAUACUUACGAGAAGUGUAAUUACCGCUGCGCGUCAUUAUGGAGUAUAGGACGACAAAAUAUCAUGAGAAUGUUGACUGGGGUGAGUCAUGUCUGUCGAAAUAUUCAUAUAUUAUGUUGGCUUGUCGUGAAAGCUCACUUCUGGACACGCGAUGGUGCUGGGUGGGUGAAGUCGAGCUGGCGUUUUCAAAUUUUCCCACUCUGGAAGCCGUUUAAAAAAAAAAAAAAAAGACCAUUUCAGGGCACCCAGAAGGCCGUUUCCAUGUGCACAAGAGGCUGAAACGAUUAAAUACUUUGUGGUUUUGACGUGAAAAUGUUUCCAUGUGGAUAGACCCUGAGACAGUUUGAUAGAGAAGGGGUAAAUGUCAUUCGAAAUCGAUGGGCCAAUCUCUGAACGAGUCGUAUGCAGACAGGAAGUAAUUAACUACCAGUCGACCAAUCACAGCCUAAACGGUCCACAUCGUUUCAACGCUUUGCAACAAAAUGCACACAUGGAGAGCAGCAAGCGUAAGCAAGGGUCAAAAUGCGUACAGCGUUUGAACAAUGCAUACAUGUUGGCAGUUCUUUUGACAGUGUCAAAACUAGGGAUGCUCCAUCAGGGUUUUAUG